AGUGUUUGACCCUUCCAAUGAAUCCCAAAAGAUCACCUUACUUAGAGCCAUUGGUUAUCAAAUUUUAUCUGACAUAAAUGCAGCUUCGGUUGUCAUGCCCACCGCAUUAGUCGGUACGGUUAUAUUGACACUACGGGGUCGCGGUGUUGGAAAGAGAGAGCUUGUAAGACGUGUAGACUGGCUAAAGGCAGCAAUAAUAGCAAAAGGGGGACGAGUGGCUGACUUUGGUGGCAUGACCACUGACGAAGUAGUUGACAGAGCAUUAGUUGUGUUAAAAGACUUGAUUAAAGAACGAAAAGAAUUAUUAGAACCCGUUUUUUAUGCAGAGAAAAGGUUUGAGCUGAGCUAUUAUCGUAAUCAGGUUAUGCAUUUAUUUGUUUCUGAAGCUAUUAUAUCCGCAGCCAUGUACACCAAGAUAAAACAGGGAGGUGCAAAGUCAAUACAAAUACUUCACUUCGAUACUCUUUUACGUGAGGUGGAAUUUCUAUCGCAGCUACUCAAGAUCGAAUUUGUUUAUUAUCCUGGUGAUAUCAAGGAGAAUUUGGAUACCACAAUAAAAGGACUGAAGGACGAUAAUGUAUUCGAUUAUAAGGAUGGUUAUGUACAGUUAACAGAAAUGGAAAGAUCCAUUGGGCGCGAGAAUUAUGAUUUCUAUUGUUUCUUAAUUUGGCCUUUCAUCGAAACAUAUUGGUUGGCUGUUGUUAGCUUGUUUUCAAUGACCCCGACCCAUACUUCUCAACCAACCACACAAAGUUCGAUCUCGACCACCUGGUUCUACGAACAUGAUUUUCAUAAUAAGUGUCAGAAAUUUGGUAAAACAUUGUACUACCAAGGUGAUCUUUCUUAUUUUGAAGCAGUCAAUAAGGAAACUUUGAAGAAUGCCUUCCUCCUAUUAGAAAAUAAGGAGAUUAUUAUGGUGAAACGUAGUCGAAACUCAAAAAUCCAACCAACCAUUGCUCUUAAUGUUGAUUACAUUCCAACAAGGAAUGCUGAAGGAGCGAUAGAGCCAAGGGGUAAAUUAUGGGAUUUGGUGGAAAAUAUUGGAAAGUUUCGUAGGGAAGGGAAAAAUCGUAGAGACAAUGCUACGGUUAGUACAAGAGUAUUAAAGUUAGCUGAACUAGUAGGAGCACCCACUGCAGCAGAUGUGGUGAUGAAUAAUUUGGCGACCAAGCCCGAGAUGUCUGGGAGAUUGGAGGCAAAACUUUAG
Molecule: messenger RNA, 1207 nt
Organism: Acaulospora morrowiae
Lineage: Eukaryota; Fungi; Glomeromycota; Glomeromycetes; Diversisporales; Acaulosporaceae
Source: the annotation of a GenBank genome assembly